AUGUACGCAUGUACCCUCUGCUCGAAGCCCUUCAAACAACUGUCUUCCAGAAACCGGCACCUGGAAUAUUGCCGUCAGGCAACAGACCGGCCUCACGCGCGAACUCUGUCGUGUCGCGCCUGCAGCGCUGCCAAGACAAAAUGCACCAGCUCUCAUCCAUCGUGCACUCGAUGUCUACGACGCGGCAUCGAAUGUAUAUAUGAACAGCGACCCGGUCGGCGGCAACUGCCUAAGAAAAACGGCGCCGAUGAGACCCCUCUAAUGGACACACGAACACCAACAGACUCAGUUAGCACUAAUCUAGAUGACGGCAAUACAGUCAGCCUGAUGGCCAAUAUUGACCAACUGGCAGAUAAUAUGAUCUGGGAUGGGCAGUCGAAUUCUACGGACUUUCUUUUAAUGGAUCCAAGCCUCGCUGUUUCCAAGACCACACAAGCUUCUGCACCGAUGGUAGCAAACACUCCUGACUUCACACUCGGCUUGCAAAGCUGGGGCAUGGAUCCACCGGAGCUGCUUGCUGCACUUUCUGCGCCGCCAAAGGUCUCACCCUUGGCCGUUGCGGGGUUUCUUACGCGGCUACCUAUUGAUGAUCCCAUUGCACAGCGACACGCCACUCAUCUGAUUCAAAUCCUGCGAGCUUUCCCGCAAAUGAUGGUCCGCAGAGCGGCUUUCCCCCCUUUAUUCAUCCCAACUGGCACCGUGGAGAUGGGCCUGAAAACACCCGAUACAAGAGCCUUUGUUUGGAACGCUAUUAGGACUGAGCAGCGACGACUAAUGGACCAGUCUGAAUCAUUUGGGCCGGAGGACUUACUUGCUUCGAUACAAUGUUAUAUUAUUUACAUUAUUAUGCGCGUGGUCGACGACGCGGCGUAUCAUAGCGAGCAUGACCUUAAUAUGCUACUAACCUUCGCAACUCUCUGCGGUCGCUUCCGCACGCUUUGUCAAGGCCCAUUUAGCCUUCCAGAGCAAACACACCCUAGCCGGCGCUGGCCCGACUGGGUAUUUGCCGAGUCUCGGCGCAGGGUUGCAUGCAUCUGGUUCCUGAUCGGACAGGUCAUAUCCACCAAAACGGGUAUCCCUUGCGACACGUCGGAAGAAUAUCAUUGUCUUCCCUUGCCGGGUGGCCGAUCCCUGUGGGAAUGCCGAACUAAUAAAGGCUGGGAAGCGGAUUACAGCGCAACACAGACAACUAUUCCUGGGAGGCAGCUUACGUAUUUCGGUGACUUGAUGGAGGCUCAAAAGGCGAAUAGUGACCCGAGCAUGAUUCACAAGAUGGAUUUCUGGAAUGCAGAGGCUGAUACAAUGGGGUUUAUGCUUACGCUAGCUACAGCAAUGGUUUAG
Messenger RNA from Penicillium samsonianum, 1341 nucleotides. Its product is annotated as Zn(II)2Cys6 transcription factor domain-containing protein. Bases 1 to 1341 code for a protein of 446 amino acids. Gene Ontology annotation, biological process: regulation of DNA-templated transcription. Gene Ontology annotation, molecular function: zinc ion binding; DNA-binding transcription factor activity, RNA polymerase II-specific. The record is from RefSeq and is a predicted model, not a curated record. The transcript is spliced from 6 exons. NCBI's taxonomy places the organism in Eukaryota, Fungi, Ascomycota, Eurotiomycetes, Eurotiales, Aspergillaceae.